This is a messenger RNA of Phytomonas sp. EM1, 1484 nucleotides long. The record is from the annotation of a GenBank genome assembly. NCBI's taxonomy places the organism in Eukaryota, Euglenozoa, Kinetoplastea, Trypanosomatida, Trypanosomatidae.
AGACAGGCAACGCCAUCCAUCCUUCGAUUAUCUAUUGUUGCUGAUUAUAAAUUUUUCUCCUCUUGAUCUCUUGUUUAGGUGUUUCCCGGAGAAGGGACGCCUUCUGUUAUAAUUUUAUUGAAUCUGUCGUAAGGGCUAUGGUACCGCUGAAUACGUAUGGUAAAAAACUUGGGGAUUUUGCGAGGUUAAAUACAUUACCACAAAAGAAAGAGGAUCAAAUUGGGCAAACCUUUGCUGGGCCAAUGUAUUGAAGGCCUGUCCUUACACAGAGCCAUACCAUCACACCUUGAAUCUCCUGAAAUCAAGCAUUGUACGUUUCUAUAUCUGUCUUUAAGAUACAAUUUAGAAGUGCCUGUUGUGUGCAGUUCAUGCCCUUGAACAGUGUCGAGCAUAGCACAACCCAGUCUUUGAAGAGUUGCUGCGGCUACACGAAAAUGACAGUGAUAUAAUCUAGUGUGCGUCUCCAUGAGGCAUUUAUUCAUGAUCAUCAGGGGAAGAACAACAUCGCUUUCAGGAUACUCAUAGGCGCUUUAGCCACAUGCGCAUCGCUCUUCUUUUUUUCGCGUGGGGUGCUCCGCCCAUAUCUGACGGUGAGAAGAAAAAAGAAAGCGUGCAGAAAUCGUAAGCUGAGUAGAUCAAUGCCAUUUUUUUUAAAAAAAAUGCCACGCUUAUUUCAAGUUUUGAGAAGUUUAUUGAUCAUUGUGGUCGUGCUAGACCCAAAAACCGUUGUCCAUUAAAGGUGUAUGGUCGCUAUGGAAAGAGCCACACUUGAUGCUGUUCAUACAUUUCAAAAUGGAUUCUUUUUAAAAACAGCAAUAUUCAGUGAAUCUACGACGCAACAUAACAUGGACUCCUAUGCUAGCAUUGAGCGGUAUGAACGGGGGAUGUUGAUUGUAAGGAGUAUUACAUUGGAUACUGAUGACGGCGUCCAAGAGGAGAGUGGGGCAGCACAUUUGCAUAAAAUCUUUCUAGGAUCUUUCUCGCUUUUUCAUCGGACUCGAACGACGAGGGGUUCAUCAAAACUCUUCGCGGUUUGAUAACGAUCAUCACAGCAGACGCUUCUGUGUGCGAUAGUCAUCGGUUUGCACGACAAACUUAUUUAUUUUCUAAAGUGGGCAUAAAACAGAUGGAAUGAUGUUAUUUUCACAUCGAUAGCUGGUUCGGCUGAGGGGAGGUCUCGAAGGCUGUGUGCUUUGCAGGGUAUGGUAGUACGCCCUCACCAUCGCUUGCAGGUUGCUCUGUAAAAAUCUGUGGGAAUUUAUUUAUUAUCCUCAGCGUUAAUCAAAAGCAUUGAAUUGCUGUACGCUAGCGUGUUUAGCCUUACGCAAGAACGCUGCCACUGAUGGGAAUAGGGUCGGCCAGUCCUAUGCUUAUCCACUCCGACGAGAACUCGCAGGUAGUCUUCCUUUAUUGUUUUUCAUGAGGGGAACUACUUGCCCUUUCAAGCAAAAUUUAUUUUUCUCAUUCCGUAUUUGAGCAACAAA